AUGCAUAAUAGAUUACAGACUCGGAGCAGAUUAGCAAAGAUUGGCGUGUGCCAAGAAGAUAGCUGCUUACUCUGUGGAUGCUAUCCAGAAACCAGAGAACAUCUUUUUUUCCAAUGCACUUACUCACAAACUUGCUUGAAAGAUAUAAUGGAGUGGCUGCAAAUUAAGGUGAUAAACUGGGAAAAAGAAGGCACGUGGAGAAGAUUAGCUAGACAGGCUAAAGGAAGUGUGAGCAGAUCAUUUGUAUGGGCAGUACUAGCAGCAGCUAUAUACUACAUUUGGAUGGCUAGGAUUGAUGCAUUUUGGAACAUGAAAGUACCCCAUCCUAGAAGCAUUCUAAAGAAGGUGAUGAUCGAUAGCAAACACAGAAUACUGGAGGUUCUUAAUAGGAAACGUACAUGUAAAGAUAGAAGGUGGAUUGAGGAUAUACUUAGUAGAAUAAAUGUAUAG
This is a messenger RNA of Lycium barbarum (goji berry), 450 nucleotides long. RefSeq lists its product as uncharacterized. Lineage: Eukaryota; Viridiplantae; Streptophyta; Magnoliopsida; Solanales; Solanaceae. The transcript has a single exon. The record is from RefSeq and is a predicted model, not a curated record. Bases 1 to 450 code for a protein of 149 amino acids.